AUGGACAAAACAUGUUUGACAGUGACAUCUCACAAAGACAGGGAUAUCCUUGAUAAAACUUAUCAAGGACAUACCUGUGUAAAACUUGAGCAAUUGCAACAUCUGAAAUCAGAUUUUGAACUUUUGAACAUGAAAAGUUCGGAAAUAACAUUUGAGCAUAUUCAUCAUGUUAUUUCUAUAGCAAAUAACAUGAAAGCACUUGGCGAUAACACCAAAGAAUCCGAAAUAGUUUUAAAGAUUCUAAGAUCUAUGACUUCUAAGUUUAAUACAAUAGUAUGCAUGUUAUCCGAGCGAAGCAUCAAAGAAGAUCUUUCUUUAGAUGAGGUACAUGGUUUAGGCUUCAGUAGGGGCAGAGGAUUAAAAGGUCGAGGAGGAGAAAGAUACAUGGUGAAAGAAGGUGCUCGAUACCAUCGUGAAUAUAACUUCAAUCAGCGACAACGAGGUCGUGGGUGUGGAUAUGAUCGUGUUCGAGCCCCUAUCGAAGAAAAGGUUAAUCACACGGAAAAAUCUGAAAAUGAAUCAGUAGACCGUAUAAUUGAAUCUGAAACAAAUUCAACUCGCAAUGAUUUUGUAAACACUAAUGGAGGUAAUUUGGAUCCUCUUUUGAUUGCUAAUUCUGAUAAUCCUACAUCUUCAUUGGUUUCUGCUGUAUUUUCUGCAACAAAUUUCAUUAGAUGGAUUAGAAAUGUUAGAUGUGCCUUGAUUGCGAAGAAUAAAGAUGGUUUUAGUACUAGAUCAACUCCUAAACCUAGUGAAUCUAGUCAAGUAUAUUUGAAAUGGAUUAGAGCAGAUUAUAUGGUUAUGAGUUGGAUACUCAGCUCAAUGACUCCACAAAUAGCAGAUCAUUUUGCAUAUAAAGAAAUUGAUAGUCUAAGACAAGAAAAUCUUACCAUAAUUGCAUAUUAUGGAAAGAUCAAAAGACUUUGGGAUGAGCUUAAGUCUUUAAUAGUGUCACCUACCUACUGUUGUGGUGCUUUGAGCAAAUGCAGUUGUCAAUUUGUAAAAAGAUUGGCAGAUAUUAAAGCUGAGGAUAAGCUAAUGCAAUUCUUGUUAGGCUUAAAUAGUGGCUUUGAUAGCACUAUUACCAAUAUCUUGUCAAUGGAACCUUUACCUACUAUAAAUAAAGCAUUUUCUAUAGCACAACAAAUUGAAAAACAAAAGGAGAUAACUGGUGUAUUGGAGGCUGGGGAAAGCAAUGUUAUGGUAGUUCAAAAAUAUAAUCAAGGAGGUAUGUCUGCUGCUAUACAGAGAUUUCAAGGGAAAAGAGAUUGGAAGAAAGAAAAAUUUGAUAAAAAGUGUGACCAUUACAAAGGAAAAGGUCAUACCAUGGAUCAAUGUUUUAAGCUGAUUGGGUAUCCUGAGUGGUACACAGCUGUGAAAAAUGCAAAAGGAGGAAAUGCAAGUGGCAUAGGAGGCAGUAGAAAAUUUGUUGCUAAUGUUCAUAUUGAUAAUGGACAUUGUGAUUCACCUCCGGAUUGUGAAGAUGAUUCAAACUACAAUGAUGGCAAGGAAAUGAAUUCUUAUAUGAUAAAUAACAUUUGCCAAGAAGUCAUGAAAAUGAUGAAAGGAAAAGACCAGACAAACACAUCUUCUCCUGGAAACAUGUCUUUUGCUAGCUUUGCAGGAGCAUGUGAUCAUAUGGUGUAUGAUGAACAUAUGUUAAUUGAUAAAAAGUUGCUUAAAAGAGAGAUUAAAGUUGGAUUGCCUGAUGGAACAUUCAGAAUGGUAUACAAGACUAGAACUGUUGUGCUUAAUGAGCAUUUAAGCAUCAAUGAUGUGUUAUUAGUAGAAGAUUUUAAACAUUACUUACUGUCUGUUAGUAAGUUGGCAGAGAAGGACAAUGUCUUGGUGCAUUUCACUAAAGAUAAUUGCUAUUUUCAGGACCUAUAUAAACACAAGGUUCUCGGAAUUGGUAAGAAACAAGGAGGUUUAUACUACUAUUACAGCAAUGCAUGUGAUAUAAAUAAGAGAUUGUGUGCAAGUUCAUCUUGUCAUGCUGUGGAAACAUCUUCUAGUACUGAUAUGUUGCCUAGUAAGACUGCUGUAGGUAGACAAAUUGCAUCUCAUACUAUCAAUGAUGUACAUUUGUUACAUAGCAGAUUAAGAGGACAUCUAUCUUUGUCCAAGAUGAGACAUAUUCCUGGUUUUAGUUGUAGAAAUAUGCAUGAAUACAACGGUGGUAUAUGUUUGAAUUCAAAGCAGCAUAAACUUCCUUUUUCUGUUAGUAAGAGUAGAGCAGAUCAAUGUUUUGACUUAUUGCACAUUGAUCUAUGGGGGCCAUACAGAGUGCAUGCUUUAAAUGGAGCAAAGUAUUUUUUAACCUUGGUUGAUAACCGUAGUAGAGGUACCUGGACUUUCUUAUUACAUAACAAGUCUCAGGUUGCUAAAACUCUUGAAUAUUUUCUGAAAAUGGUGGAAACACAGUUUGGAACACGUGUGAAAAUUAUAAGAUCAGAUAAUGGGACUGAAAUAGUGAAGAAAUAA
Beta vulgaris subsp. vulgaris (sugar beet) is the source of this 2484-nucleotide messenger RNA. RefSeq lists its product as uncharacterized. Bases 1 to 2484 code for a protein of 827 amino acids. Gene Ontology annotation, molecular function: nucleic acid binding. Gene Ontology annotation, biological process: DNA integration. The transcript is spliced from 6 exons. NCBI's taxonomy places the organism in Eukaryota, Viridiplantae, Streptophyta, Magnoliopsida, Caryophyllales, Amaranthaceae. The record is from RefSeq and is a predicted model, not a curated record.